Misgurnus anguillicaudatus (oriental weatherfish) is the source of this 882-nucleotide messenger RNA. RefSeq names its product peptidyl-prolyl cis-trans isomerase FKBP3. The record is from RefSeq and is a predicted model, not a curated record. Gene Ontology annotation, molecular function: peptidyl-prolyl cis-trans isomerase activity. Lineage: Eukaryota; Metazoa; Chordata; Actinopteri; Cypriniformes; Cobitidae.
UGAUUGGUUGUUGACACGCACGUGCCGGCUGUGACGCAGUGUCGUUGAUUGUCAUGGCGGCUGAACCCGCACGCGAGUGGAGCGAUGAGCAGCUGAAGAGUGAAGAAAUACCGAAGAAAGAUGUUAUUAAAUUCAUCCAGGACAACGCGGCACACUCGUUUCUGUCUGAACACAAACUGAUGGGAAAUAUCAAGAAUGUGGCAAAGACGGCCAAAAAAGAGCAACUUCUUGAAGCCUAUAACCAACUGUUCUUGAGCAAGAGGUUUAAGGGUACAGAUGUUGAUGUGGUGACACAAGAGGUGAAAGCUGUAAAACUUGAUGACAAUCCUAAACAAGUGAAGACAGAAGUUGUAGAAGAUGAGGGUCCUCCUAAAUUCACCAAAUCAAUUCUUAAGAAAGGCGACAAGACAAAUUUCCCCAAGAAAGGAGAUACAGUGGGCUGCUGGUACACGGGAACCCUUGAGGACGGGACCGUGUUUGAUACAAACAUACCUGCAUCUGCAAAGAAGAAGAAACAGACGAAGCCUCUGAUCUUUAAAGUCGGGAUGGGCAAAGUCAUCAGAGGGUGGGAUGAAGGUCUGAUGAAGAUGAGUAAAGGUGAAACUGCUCGACUUGAGAUUGAUCCUGAAUGGGCAUACGGGAGAAAAGGAGUUCCUGACUCAAAAAUUCCACCAAAUGCAAAGCUGAUUUUUGAGGUGGAGUUGGUUUCUAUUGAUUAAUCACUGAUGAUGAUGAUGAUGAUGAAGAACACAGAAACACUUCACUAUAACUCACAUAUUCUUUUGUUUCGCUACUCGCAUUUCAUGGAGAUUGUUGGAAUGAUGAUGACUUCGAAAGCUGCAUGACUGUCAUGUUACAAUAAAAAAUAAACUCUGAACACAA